Messenger RNA from Procambarus clarkii (red swamp crayfish), 777 nucleotides. RefSeq lists its product as uncharacterized. The record is from RefSeq and is a predicted model, not a curated record. Lineage: Eukaryota; Metazoa; Arthropoda; Malacostraca; Decapoda; Cambaridae.
AUGGAAGAGAAACAGCGAGAUGAUAAAAAUGUAAAGAAAGAAAUGAUGGGGGGAUAUCAAGUGAAAGAUAAAAAUAUGGCAAAAAGAAAAAAAGAGAGCAAUGGGGAAAUUGGUGAACGCAGUGCUGAUGAUAGUGAACGCGGUGCUGAUGAUAGUGAACGCGGUGCUGAUGAUAGUGAACGCGGUGCUGAUGAUAGUGAACGCGGUGCUGAUGAUAGUGAACGCAGUGCUGAUGAUAGUGAACGCAGUGCUGAUGAUAGUGAACGCAGUGCUGAUGAUAGUGAACGCGGUGCUGAUGAUAGUGAACGCAGUGCUGAUGAUAGUGAACGCGGUGCUGAUGAUAGUGAACGCAGUGCUGAUGAUAGUGAACGCGGUGCUGAUGAUAGUGAACGCAGUGCUGAUGAUAGUGAACGCAGUGCUGAUGAUAGUGAACGCAGUGCUGAUGAUAGUGAACGCAGUGCUGAUGAUAGUGAACGCGGUGCUGAUGAUAGUGAACGCGGUGCUGAUGAUAGUGAACGCAGUGCUGAUGAUAGUGAACGCGGUGCUGAUGAUAGUGAACGCAGUGCUGAUGAUAGUGAACGCAGUGCUGAUGAUAGUGAACGCAGUGCUGAUGAUAAUGAACGCGGUGCUGAUGAUAGUGAACGCAGUGCUGAUGAUAGUGAACGCGGUGCUGAUGAUAGUGAACGCGGUGCUGAUGAUAGUGAACGCAGUGCUGAUGAUAGUGAACACGGUGCUGAUGAUAGUGAACGCGGUUCUGAUGGUAGUGAAUGGUUCUAA